ACUUUAAAGAACAUAUCCGGGCUUGCAGCUGUUUGCAUAAUUAUCUAUGCAACUACGUCAGUUGCUGGAGUUGAAUAAGUUGGUCGCCAUCUUUGUCAGUUAGUUUUUGAACGUUGAAGUUAUCGUUUAGCAUCUGAGAACAUUUUAGAUUAAUAAACAUUUAGUGUUAAGUAAGCGCACAGAAAGAGUGAAAUUUAUAAGGUGAGGUUGUUAUUUCUUGUGUUUAUUUUUAGAAUCCUGGAUUGUUUGUGUUUUACUGAAGAGUGGUGGAAAAAUAACACUAAUGUCUAAACCAUCUAUUGUGAUCAGAAACUGUUGCAAGAAUAAAUUAUCUUUAAAUUUCAUCAUUUGAGUGGAGUUUUCAUAGACCCUCAUCACUGUGAAGUGACUAUUAACUGUAUUUAGAAAAACAAAAAAAAAUAACUUUGAGGUCUUUGUGCCUUUUUGGACUGUUUUUAUAAAUCAGCCAUGGCAUCUGUUAAAGCAGAUACUUUGAACUCUGCUAAUCACAACACUGCAUGUCUCUCUAACAACAGUGUGGAUAAUACUAUGAGGCAAAAUACCACAAUAUCAAGAGACAUAAUAUCUGAUGACAUUGGGUGGAAAGCCAAACUCAAUAUUCCUCAAAAAGACAAUCGGAAAAAGACAGCGGAUGUAACAGAAACAAAGGGAAAUGAAUUUGAAGACUUUUGUUUAAAAAGAGACUUACUCAUGGGAAUAUUUGAAAAAGGUUGGGAAAAGCCAUCACCUAUUCAAGAAGCAAGUAUACCCAUUGCCCUUCUUGGUCGAGAUAUUCUUGCUCGUGCCAAAAAUGGAACAGGCAAGACAGGUGCCUAUAUUAUUCCUGUUCUUCAAAGAGUAGAUACCAAUCUUAACCACAUACAAGCUCUUGUAAUAGUACCCACUCGGGAAUUGGCUCUUCAAACCAGUCAAAUAUGUAUAGAAGUAUCAAAAUACCUUGGAGCACGGGUGAUGGUGACUACUGGUGGGACAAGUUUAAAAGAUGAUAUCAUGAGGAUUUAUGAAAAUGUCCAUAUCAUUAUUGCUACUCCAGGAAGAAUAUUAGACUUAAUGGAGAAAAAUGUAGCUCAGAUGGACAAAUGCAACAUGCUAGUCUUAGACGAGGCUGACAAGUUAUUAUCUCAAGAUUUCAAGGGUAUGUUGGAUAAGGUAAUCAGUUAUCUUCCAAAGGAACGUCAGAUUCUCUUGUACUCGGCCACAUUCCCUCUGACUGUAGAACAGUUCAUGAGAAAACAUUUAAAGGGGCCAUAUGAGAUAAAUUUAAUGGACGAACUGACUUUGAAAGGUGUGACUCAGUACUAUGCUUUUGUACAAGAGAGACAAAAGGUUCAUUGCCUCAACACACUGUUUUCAAAGUUACAAAUUAACCAGUCAAUCAUUUUCUGCAAUUCAACUCAACGAGUGGAACUUCUUGCAAAGAAGAUUACAGAGCUUGGUUAUUCUUGCUAUUACAUACAUGCAAGGAUGUCUCAACAACAUCGUAACAGAGUCUUCCAUGAUUUCCGUGCUGGUCUAUGUCGCAAUUUGGUCUGCUCUGAUUUGUUCACAAGAGGUAUUGAUAUUCAAGCAGUUAAUGUGGUCAUAAAUUUUGACUUUCCUAAAAUGGCAGAAACCUAUCUGCAUCGUAUUGGUAGAUCUGGUCGAUUUGGACACCUGGGUAUAGCUAUUAACCUGAUCACUUAUGAUGAUAGAUUUUCAUUACAUCGUAUUGAACAAGAACUUGGAACAGAAAUAAAACCAAUACCUAAGGUGAUUGACAAAAGUCUGUAUGUUUCCGAAUAUCAAGUAGAAGAAGAAGAUGAAGGAAAUGUGAGCAAGUAGGCCAUAUAUACUACGAAUCUUUGUUCAUGAGAAAUAUUUUCUUGACUAGAUAAAACUCUCAAGAAAAACUUAAGUCCAAUACACCAUGAUUCUUGACAGUCACCGCUUGCCACUUGUACAGUUAAAUGUUUUUUUUUACAACGUUUGAGUUCAGAAAUAUUUAUUGGUUUGAGCUUGUGAAGGUUGCAAGUAAUACUGUAGCCUGGAAGGUUGUACUCAUUAAUAUCAAGUUUUGCUGUAAAUAGAAAAAUUUAGCUUGACAUUAAUAACUGUAAUCUUCCUACACAGUCGGUGUUCAGGAAACAAGUCCAAAGUGAAACUUGUAUUAAAUUGAAUAAAACUUUAAAGAGAAACAGUAUGAUAAAAAAUAAAAUAAAUCACUAAAAUAAUAUUUUCUCGCUUUGCGAUGAAAUUGAAUUUGUAAAACCAUCAUAGAAUGUAGGUUUUUUGUAUUCAGUUUGCACAAAAAAUCACAUUUAACCAUCAUUCAUAUGUGGUAUGUUGCUGUUUUCGACAUCCAUAUGAAACUUUGUACAUAGAUUCAUUCUGGGGCUUUGCUCAGCCACAGGUAAACUUAGUUGAUAAUGUAAAAAUUGUUGUCUUUCAUGUAAAUGGCAUUGACUAUCUGGUGAAGAGAGCAUAAAAGUUUGAGUAAAUUAAAAAAUUUAGUUUUGUUAAUUUUGGAGAAAAAAAUCCUGUUUCAAUAAAAACAAACCUUGUAGUCAUUGCCAGUAUGUUUGUAAAUUUUCUACAUGUAUUUUUGUAAUAUUGAAAUUGAUCUUUUCACAGUGAGGGUGGUUGUCUUAAAGAUUGGGUUUUGUCCCUUCCUUAUAUGCAGUUUCAAAUAAAAACAAACAAAAAAAAUGACUAAAAAAAAAGGAGUAGGUGACCUGAAGUUCUACUGCAGAAGCAAGUUGGUGAAGUAAAUGGUCAUUGUAUUUGAAAUUGGAAUCCUUUCUCUAAGAGAAACCACCCUCACUGAUUUAAAUUUGCAGUCAAAAGACAGUUUUAGAAUUGCACUUGGAACAAGAUGAACUUAAGCGAAAUGAAAGUGUUUUGUAUCUUUGGACACUGGAGAAAAUGCAAGAACACGUAUCUGUGUAGGUUGUGAUUUAUCAAUGAUUCUGUACACAUGGGAAUUUCCAGAACCAAGUGAAAUGUGCGUGUGCUUAUGUUAGUGAAAGAAGAGGAAACUAAAGUGCAAGUAUUUCAUUUACUUGAAGGGAAAAAACUGACUUCAUCGAGAAUUAAAGAACUAAUGUCUUGUCUAUGCAAGUGUAAUGAAAACUGUUGAGAAUUGCAGAAGUUAAGAAAGAACUUCAGGUCUUCUACUGCCCUUGGCUAGUUUCAGGUAAGGUAAAUGUGCAAAAUUAGAUAUGUUAAUUAGAGACAAUUUGAAGCUAACCAAGUCAAUAUUAAUUCCAACUUUAAAAAUAUUUACCUCACCUGAAAUUGGCCUUUCUUCUACAGAUAUGAACACUAAAAGUUUGUGAUACUGAGCUUUAAUUAAUGAUAUUUGGCACCAAAUUACAGCAACUGCUUUAAUUUUUGUAGUGUUUAAAGAAAUCCAUAUUAGACUGGUGUUAAAGUAUAGCAUGAGGAAAAUUACCAUAACUCUUGGUGUCAUGCACCAAUUGGCCAUUUGCUUGAUAUAUUGUAGAAAAUGUAAUGACCAUUAUCUGUUUGACAUCAGGUAAAUAGUUAAAAUAACUGCUAUUUACCAAAUCUACUUCCACAAUUUGUAACUUUACAGUCAUGUUUAUCAUUAUGUAAAGUAUCAAGCACAUGAACUUUUAGUUUGGGCUGAAUGCUUGGUAAUUGGCCUCCUUUGGCUGUCCAUAGUUCAUAUCUUGAGUGGUUUAGACUUAACAGUGUGACCUGCAACACAGUUUUGCAUACAAUUAUUAUUAGUCACCUUAAAAAGUUACUAUCUUGAUGUAGUUAAGUCUAAGAAAUGAUGAUAGGCCAAACCAUAUACUUUAUACCCUGGAAAUUAGGACAUUAAGCUUUAAUUCUAUAUCUUUCAGUCUUCAGAGUAACCUAUUUUUCCAGGGUAUAUAUUUCUCAAUUUUGACAUAUCAGAUUAAAAUGCAAAUGAUAAAUAUUUAAAAUUAUCUAGAACAUAGCAAGUUGAGUAAAUUGGCAUUAAUGAAGCAUAAUUUCAGCAACAAGCAAGAAGUUGGUAAUAGUAGUAGUUUGAAUAUAAACAUAAUGAAAUAUGAUUUGGUUAUAAAUAAUAACUUUUACCUUGAUGCCAUUUACCAAAUCUACUUCCACCAUUUUUAACUUUACAGUCCUGUUUAUCAUGAUUUACUGUGGAGUUCUGAUCAUGACUUUUAUUUAACUCUAUAGUAAAUAGUGUCUGCUUGACUUGCCAAAAAAAAAGUUGGAGUUGUGAAUCUUGUUAAAUAUUAGUGAGUUGUAGUUGGCAGUCACCAGUCAACUAGGAAUUAGUUAUUCAUUAUACAUUUGAAAGUUACUCCGAACUAAAGUUAUUCCAAAUUCAAGAAUGUGCAUUUGUCAUUAAAGUAUCAACAAUAUAAAACAUGAAUACAAAACUGUAUAAACUAGGACAAACUUCAGUGAUGUAUCUAAAAUUUGAUUUAGCAGCUAAUUGUUUAGGAUUUUGUUUUGGACCUCCCCCUAAAGCAAUUAAAUUAAGACUUACACGUAAAUAUAAAUUAAACGUAUGGGUAUUUAAGGCUAAAAUAAAGAUCAACAUGUAUUUCUGUCUUUGUUCUUUUUAUAGAAACUGAUUUUUAUUUCUUUGUAAUUUGAGCACAGAGAACUUCUUUUGAAAAAUAGUAAACCUAAUGUGAAACCUGUAUUGGUGUUACAGAAUACUUUUGACAACAAAUAUUACUGUAGGUUUAAAGAUAAUUUUAAGUCAAAAAUUAUCUAGGUUUGCUGUUUCUCACUAAUUUUUAAAAGUCAAUGUGAUUUUAUUUUCAAAAGUAAAUUAUUUGGCAUUUAAUGUAAAUCUUUUUAUGUGUUUGUCAAAAAUACUUGAUUUAGAAAUGUUGAUAUAUUUUUAACAUGUUUGAAUUUAAUAUCUGUACUGAAAUGAAGAUGGAUGGGUUCUAAAUAUAUGUAGUUAUUAAAACUACUUAAUUAAAUCUGGGGGGGAGAAGUUUUAGAAGGCAUAAUAAAUACCACUUCUUGCUUGA
Messenger RNA from Limulus polyphemus (Atlantic horseshoe crab), 5009 nucleotides. RefSeq names its product putative ATP-dependent RNA helicase me31b. Gene Ontology annotation, cellular component: P-body; cytoplasmic stress granule. Gene Ontology annotation, molecular function: RNA helicase activity; mRNA binding; ATP binding. The transcript has 13 exons. The record is from RefSeq and is a predicted model, not a curated record. Bases 469 to 1842 code for a protein of 457 amino acids. Gene Ontology annotation, biological process: P-body assembly; cytoplasmic stress granule assembly. NCBI's taxonomy places the organism in Eukaryota, Metazoa, Arthropoda, Merostomata, Xiphosura, Limulidae.